Molecule: messenger RNA, 2534 nt
Organism: Cuscuta europaea
Lineage: Eukaryota; Viridiplantae; Streptophyta; Magnoliopsida; Solanales; Convolvulaceae
Source: the annotation of a GenBank genome assembly
UUCGGGCGGCUCACACCCGCUAAUUUACUCCGGCGGAUAUUCCGCGACUUCUCAUGCUUCGAAUGCUCUCCCCGCUGGUAACAUCUGUCCGUCGGGAAAGAUUCUGACUACUGGCAUGGCAAACCGGGCCACCAAGACUGAUACGUUAGGGUCUGGCACUGGGAAUUAUGGCCAUGGGAGCAUAAUGCGGGGAGUUGGAGCGCACAAGUCCACUGCUGGUGGCGUCGGAAGGGACAGCACUGCUGGCCUAGCCACAAGUUCUAGAGGAUUUAUGGCUGGAGAGGCAUUGAGAAGUGGAGGGCGGAAUGAUCCGGAGGAGUUCAAGUCCAUGGGGAAUGAACAAUACAAGAAGGGUAAUUACUUUGAAGCUUUGAAUCUAUACGACAAGGCAAUUGCAAUCUCUCCUGGAAACGCAUCUUACCAUUGCAACAGAGCUGCUGCAUUGAUUGCUCUAAAGCGGUUAGACGAGGCAUUGUGGGAAUGUGAGGAAGCCAUCAGAUUGGAUCCAAGUUACGUCAGAGCUCACCAUCGAUUAGGAUCUUUGUUUCUCUGUUUAGGGCAGGUCGAAAAUGCGAGACAACACAUUUGUUUUCCAGGCCACCAGCCGCAGCACAUAGACAUGACAAAGUUGGAGAGGGUUGAGAAACAUGUAGGGAAAUGCAAUGAUGCCAGAAGGCUUAGAGACUGGAGGGGCAUGUUGAGAGAAGCUGAUGCUGCAAUUGCCUCUGGUGCUGAUUCAUCUCCUCAGCUAUUUUCUUGUAGAGCAGAGGCACUUUUGAAGCUAUCCCAAUUAGACGAUGCUUCUUCAGGACAAUCAAUUGUUCCUCAAAUAAAGCCACCAUUAGCCGCUUCUUCCUCCUACUUCAAGUCAAAGAUUUUUGGAAUGCUUACAGAGGCAUAUAUAUACUUUGUACGGGCUCAGGUUGAGUUAGCCCUUGGAAGGUGAGUUUGGGUUCAUAAGCUUUGCCCCAACUACACUACAUUAUGGGUAUGUUCGGAUACCAAAAACUGCUAAGGGAAAUGGAAAGUGCUAAGGUUUGAGAAUGCACUUAAAACCAUUGAGACAGCUCGGCAGAUUGAUCCUCGAAACAUCGAAGUUUCACUUUUACUCAGCAAUAUGCGUUUGGUUAGCCAAGCCCGUACUCGUGGAAAUGACCUUUUUAAAUCUGAAAGGUAUACCGAAGCUUGUACAGCAUACAGUGAUGGCCUCAGGCUUGAUCCUUCAAACUCUGUUCUUUACUGCAAUAGAGCAGCUUGCUGGUAUAAACUAGCACAGUGGGAGAAGUCUGUCAGUGACUGCAAUCAAGCCCUCCAUAUCCAGCCAAGUUAUACUAAAGCCCUUCUUCGACGUGCUGCCUCAAACAUGAAGCUCGAACUGUGGGCCGAAGCGGUAAGAGAUUAUGAAGUCUUGAGGAGCGAACUUCCGAAUGAUAAAGAAGUAGCUGAAUCUCUGUUUCUUGCUCAAGUUGCACUUAAGAAAUCCAUGGGGGAAGAGGUUUGUAAUUUGAAAUUCGGAGGAGAAGUUGAAAUUGUUUCAGGACUUGAACAGUUCCGAGCUGCUAUUUCGUCUCCUGGGGCAUCCGUAGUGCACUUUAAAGCAGCUUUCAAUGUACAAUGUUGGCAGAUAUCCGCCUUCUCAGAUGCAUUGUGUAGCAAAUAUCCAUCCAUAAAUUUUCUCAAGGUGGAUGUGGAAGACUCCCCAGUAAUUGCUAAUGCAGAGAAUGUUAGAACUGUACCAACAUUCAAAAUUUACAAGGAUGGUAAGCGGAUGAAGGAAAUGAUAUGCCCUAGUCCAGAGGAGUUGGAGUCUUCAGUUAGGCUUUACAGUACAUGAACACGACGAUCACACAUUUAUUUUCAGUUCCUCAAAUUUUUUGCAUGCUCUUGUUCAUGCAGCCCACCACCAUUCUCAGGUUACUGGAAUCUGCCACCCCCCGGCAUUAUACAUGGGGAUCUGUCUGUAUGUUGUUACUUGUGACCCCACCAGAUCAUUCACCCGCAUAAUCUCCCGCCAAAACAACAGUGUAUUGAAAAAUAGAUUAGUUUCUUCCCCUUUGACAUUAAUUCAUUCAUUCCUCAGUGGCCUCCACGGCUUUUUUCGCCACCUUCCUUUUCUGUUUACCUUUUCAUCCUCAAGUUUCCAUAUUUCUACCCUUUUGCCCUCAACUUUCCAUGUUCCUUUUUCAUUUGUUUCAACCUCCACAUGUAAGGUGAGACUAAAAUGUAUGUACAAUUUUAAAAAGAAAAAAGAAAGAAGAGAGGGAGACCCCUUUAGCUAAAUAGUCAUGAGAAUCUAGAAGAGAUGGAUAAGGAUCUAAACAUGUAUAUUUUGAUGAUGUACUUAAUAAUUGUCGGCCACAGAAGGAUCCAGUAUAUCCAUCUCUUGAAUAGUCUAUGAUAUAUGUAGGGAGAUUUCAUGUAUGAAUAAGGGAUGAAGAAUAUGAAUGACAUAACAUUGUCAAUUCCUUGUUCAAACAUUCCACCAAAAUAAAUGUUUCUCAUUUCUCUCUUCACUAUUAAUAUCUUGCUUACCC